Paramisgurnus dabryanus is the source of this 6362-nucleotide messenger RNA. The record is from RefSeq and is a predicted model, not a curated record. NCBI's taxonomy places the organism in Eukaryota, Metazoa, Chordata, Actinopteri, Cypriniformes, Cobitidae.
UAAGCUUAUCACUCGGGUCCCUCGAAAUAAAAACGCGACAUAGAUAUUUCCUCGCAGCCACCGUACAGUAACCGUUUGCGCAUGCGCCCUUUUCAAGUCAACAAUGGCGGCCUCCGUUGGUGUGUGUAGGUUACACAUGAGGGGCUCGGGGAAGCUUAUUAAAGGUUGUCUUGGAGCGGUACCUCAAUCAAAAAGAAGAUUGGCUACAACUACAUCACAUUUGAAAGCACGAGCAGUAAAACAAACAGCGACAUCCGCAAAGGAGAUUAAAUCAUUCCAAGCAAUACAGGAAGAAAGAAGAGAACAAGCUGAAAGAUCGGUCUUAAUCAGCUGUCCGGCUAAAAUAAACGAAAACAAGUUUUUGGAUGACCUGUCAAAACAUGGGGCAAUCAACAAACAUUUUUUCUACAACAGCUAUGGAACAUAUGCUGUUGUUGAAUUCUCCAGCAGAGAGAGCAUCAUCUCAUUGAAAGAGAGAACUAACAUACCAGCUGUUCAACAUGAAGCCGCUGUACCAUUCAAAUCCCGAUUGCUUACAGUCAAACAGACUGGGUCUGGGAGUUAUUCUAUGCCAAAUUUCAAGGAGCAUUCCCCACCAACCAUCAAUGACAUUAUUAAACUGCUCUCUGAACAGGACAGUAUAGAUGAGCAACUGCUGUGUCUAACAGAGGCCUUACAGCUUACAGAAGAGAACAUCAGCCUGCGCUUCUUGGUCUGCUCUCUUCUUAGAGACAUAGCGGCUGCGUAUUUCCCAGAAUGCAUUAUCAGGCCUUUUGGCUCAACUGUGAACAGCUUUGGAAAAUUGGGUUGUGACCUUGACAUGUUUCUGGACCUCGAUGGCAUCUAUGCACCAAGCCAAAAAUCGGGUUCAGGUGUCUCUCUGGAGUACCAGGUAAAGAGAGGGGCAUCAGAGCGAGUUGUCACCCAGAAUAUCCUCUCAGUCGUUGGGGAAUGUGUAGACAAGUUUGGCCCUGGAUGUGUUGGGGUCCAAAAAAUUCUCCAAGCUCGAUGUCCUCUUGUCCGCUUUGCUCACCAGCCGUCUGGCUUUCAGUGUGACCUCACUGCCAAUAACAGGGUGGCGAUGAAGAGUUCAGAGCUGCUGUUUUUGUACGGGACCCUGGACCCUCGUGUUCGGCAUCUGGUGUUCAGCGUGCGGUGCUGGGCUCGGGUUCAUGCCAUCACAAGCAGUAUUCCAGGACCAUGGAUCACCAACUUCUCUUUAACGGUCAUGGUGUUGUUCUUUCUACAGCAGAGGAGUCCUCCAAUACUGCCCACCCUGGACCAAUUGAAGGAACUGUCAGGAGCAUCAGAUAAGUGUGUCAUUGAAGGUAAUGACUGCACUAUUGUCAGUGACCUCAGCAAGAUUACGGUGCAAAAUAACACGGAUACAUUAGUGACACUGUUGCAGGAGUUCUUUGAGUUUUAUGGCAAUUUUCCCUUUAACAAGGCAUCAAUCAAUAUUAGGAAGGGAAAGGAUCAGAUCAAACCAGAAACAUCCGCUUUGCACAUCCAGAACCCAUUUGAAAGCGCUCUGAACGUUAGCAAGAACGUUAACGCAACACAGCUAGAACGCUUUGUGGCACUUUGUCGGGAAAGCGCGUGGCUUCUUCAGCAGAGGGAGGUUCUUAACCGAAGUUCUAGCCAAUCGGCCGAAUCUGUUUCACCGUGGGGAUUCGCCGCUCUUCUCCUUCCUUCAGUCACUGCAGGAGCAGGGGUGAAAAGUCGCAGGAAGAGAAAACUGGAACCAGCUAGCUCAAGGAUAAAAAACCUGUUAGACUCUCUAAAGAUCAAAGGUGCUGACGGCGCUGCUAAGAAGGGAAGUAACAAUCAUAGGAGGUGAUAUUUCUGACAAAUGUUUCUCACCUUGAGGAAAAGGGUAAAAUGGUUCGGCCAUUAAGAACUCGUUUUUUAAAGUCCAGUGUGCUCAACAUGGAAACACGAGAUGUGUUUAUAUACAACACGUAUAUUUGUACAUUCAAAGUAAAUAAACUGUGUGAUUAACAUUCAAACUGUCACAUGGUGUUAUGACAAGACAUGGUUUCCCUUUUUAAGAAACGUAUACUAAGCUCAUUCUCCGUACCACUAAGUGUUUUGCAUAAAAGGGAAACUCUGUAGAUCACACAUCAUGAUAUGGCAUAUAGGAGGCAGAAGUCUACUGCAGUAUUUGACUUCUAAUGGAGCUUGAUGGUUGUUGUGCUGGUCUGAUAACAGCAGUCAUUGCUGUCUCCGUUGCAGUGGAGCAGAACCUCUGAACGAUAAAUAGCUUUCAUAGAGCAGAAGCAAUGUUUUAAUUUAGUUAGAUCACACACAGACUCCAUCCUCUCAGCGUUGCCAUACCAACACUGUGGCCUAAUGACUGAAUGAGAUGUUAUGGAAGCAGCAUAGGUGAGUUCAGUCUGUGAUGGUGUAAUGAGAAGCACACAGAGAAUAAAAGUUUCUGUCAAGCAGUGUACAUAAAUAUUCAACCUGUUUUGUUUAAAGAUCCUGUGAAAUCGCAAUGAAUGUUUUCUGGCUUUUCGCCAAAAAAUAAAAACAUCUAUAUGAAGAUUUUCAGAUGCAAAACCCUUUAAGUGCCUCUGACAUUUUUUUGGUGGUGAAUGAAUUUUUUUUUAUCAGACUUGUAAUGGAUUCUGCCAGGUAUUUCUGAAAGACCUGAGGCCGGGAUUAAGCGGAUUUUAAGCGAAAAUAUUUGAUGCAUGUAUAAUAUGUGCAGAGAGCAUUCGGUUAAUGUCAUUAUCUAAUUUUUUGACAGAGGUGGCAUUUAGAGGCUUUUGCAUCUGAGCUCUUUAUACUUUUCUGUAGUCCUAAAUGUUGAGGAAACUCUUUUUAACCAGAUUUGAAACUUACUAACUUAUUCUUCAGAGCAAUGACACUGAUGAGUCAUCAAGCACUAACCACAUUUUUGUCCAAUCAGAUGCUUUCUAGAAUGUUAAUGUCACUCCUCCACAUGCCACUACAAAAAAUGCAGCAUGAAGUUAAAACUUGGUUUUGCAAGUCAAUUCAACCUACUACUUAAAGUUUUGACUUAAGUUGACAUAACUAAUUUGACAAAACUAGUUGAAAUUGUUUAACUUGAUUUGUUAAGUUAAAGUAACAUAAAAAUAUAUGUUAGUAUUUUUUACAGCGUACCUAGUCGUGGUUUGUGGAUGUGACCAAACUAAAUCCUUUUGGCUUCUUAGUCGGAAGUUGUGAUGUUGGUUUUAAAUGUAUUUGUGAAAUGUCUGCAUAAAACAACUUUUGAUAUGAGAAAAGUGUAGGGCGGGGAUUUUAAUCAUCUUUCAGGAAGUAAUGGAUAGUUGGAAGUCUGGCCAUCGGACUGUCAAUUUAGCCCUGCCCUCAGGCUAAGACAUACAGCAUAAACAGAGGAGAUAAUAGGCUUGUUCAACUUUAUGCGGUGCCACAAGAAUCGACAGCCAGAUGACGUCAAAGUACCACAAGAGCGAUUCGUGAAAUCAUACGGAGGAGUUUGCUUUCAGUGAACUUUGACGUCAUCCAGCUGUCAGUUCUAGCGGCGCAAUAUUGAAAGGCAGAUGAACAUCAAAGUACUGCGAGAGCGAUUCAAAGGCAGACUCCAGCGUAUGAUUUCUCGGAUCACACUCAUGGUAGUCUGAUGACUGUUGGCGCCACAUGAAGUCAAAGACACUUUAAGUUUUUAAUUAAAGAUUAUGAGGCCACAUGAAUAAUUAAAAAGACCUGCAUGAAAAAAAUAUUUAUAAAAAUUGUCAUUUUCAAUUUCACUGUGACUUUAAAAUUGAAUGGUAGGUCCUCUGAUAUGUCACAUUCAAAUGUACAUGUUUUGUCAUUGCAUGGUGUCUUUCUUUAUGUCCCUGCAAAGUCAAUUUUAUAAAUGUUAGAAAAGUAUUAGUUAAGUAUUCAGUAGGCGGGCCUAAAAAGUUGGCUCGAUGAUGCACUUGAGCCACUGCACAUGGCCCCGCCCCUAACCAUAAGCGAGCAUGCAUUCAGGUUGUAGAGGUAUUUUAAUGUUGAGAGAGAUUACAUCUUUCCGCCGAGUGGGUGUGGUUUCAGCGCAAACAGUGGAUAGCCCUUGAGAGAAGAAAAUGCUGCCUAUUUUUUUAAGAUUUUGAUAACUCAUUUAUGUGGCAUUUUUUCCAUAAUUUAAAUUUGGUUGGGUGGUUAAUAACACAUUGUUCUGUGGUGUGACAAACACAUUUAAUAUCUGACUUUACAGGAGCUUGAAUAUGUUGUGAUGCAGGUGCAUUUACCAUACUUGUGAUUUAUUUCUCCAACAUGUGUCUUAUUGUUUGGAAAAUCAUAACAUGUUACUCUUCGAUGGUUUAAAGCAACACUAUGUAGUUUCCAUGUAAAAAUGACUUACAGCUCCCCCAUGUGGUUGAAAAGCGCAACAGUGCCUGGUAUCAGACACUCUCCUGCAGGCAGGGGGAGGGGCGGGGCUGUGUUUCCUACCCUCCACCGCCACUUUCAGAGUGUGCUUGUAGCAGCUAGGAGGUUUCUCAGGUUGCAGCAACAGUACAAUUUGUCCAGUUUAAAGUUGUUCUAUCACUGAAAUAAUUUAAGAGACAUUAUUUAAAAGUAAAAAAACUACAUAGUGUUGCUUUAAAGAUGGCAUGGGAGCAGUGAAGAACUACAAAGCUUUAAGUUGGUUCGAGGAAACGGGCAGUGAGAAGUUGGCACACACUGUGGAAAUAAUAGUACAUGUGUUUCAGCCCAUAUCACUGGACAAGCAUUGCUAAGGGAGGAAAAUGAUAAUAGGAGAAGAUGAAAGAGUGUAGUCUCAAGGGAGCGCCGGGUAGUGGUUGAAGUGUACAUGGAGGUUUUACAACUUGACUUGAUGAGGUCACGGGUCAAAAAGUAAAGUUAAAAAACGUGCCUGUAUUAACCUCACCACUUCCAUUGAAAGGAAAAGAAAAACACAGGGACUUUGUCACUCUUAAACCAUAUGACUUCACUUGAACUUCAGAUGCUGCGUGAGACGACGAGAAAGGUCAUGGGGUCUCUGAAACGGGGAAAGGAUGGAGUGUUACAGGAAGUAAUAUAGAGGGGCCAAAACAAUCCUUAAGUAUUUUCACAGGUGUACUGUCACCCAAAGCUGUCCAGUGGCAGAUGUAUCUGAACAGCUGCAAGACUUUGGGGCAUUUUGAGCAUAUUCUGGGUUUGACAUCAGUCUGUUUACAAUACUUUACUGCUCACUCAUCUCUUUAUAUGAGAUGCAGUCUAAGUAUACACAAUGUCAGUUUCGAUACAGCAAUGCUAAUAUUUAUAAACAUUGUCUGGUUGAGGACUGUUUUCUUUAGUCGUAUGGUAAUAAUAAUGAAAUGUUUGGGGUCACUAAAUUGUAACCUUUUCCAGAACCUCAUCUGGAUAUUAGCCUAAUUGUAGCCUGUAUGCAUGAUCUGUUAUUGUUUUGUUUUUUCAAUUUUUUGUAAAUUAAUCGGCCCCCACACAUUUGAUUUAUUGGUGUUUCUAGAAGCAGAAUGCAGACUUUUUAUUCCCUUUUCUUUUUGUAUACACAUGGCUCCAAGAAUUGGUGAAGGCAUAAUUUGGCUUGUAUUGCAUUUGUGUUUUUAUACAUUGUGGCUCACAGUGCAUUAAAGUUAUACAUUUUGUGUUCACUUGGAAUCAAACUCAGCAACGUAUAGCAUUGUUAGCACCAAUCCCCACAUAUUGAGCUUCAUACUGUCAAAAAAAAAGGAUCAAAAUACAGGGUGUACCCCAGCUGUCACUGGGGCGGUUCCCUUUCCAAAGUACAGCUUUGCAUCUAAAUAGUUUAUAUUAGUACCUCAGAGGUACAUAUUAGUUUCUCAAAGUUAGGGGUGAGUGGGACACAAACUAACGCUGGGUUAUAUUGUAACACGGUUACUUUACAUAGUUGUACAACGCUGAGCAAUCUGUGCUUUUGGUGUUUUUCUUCUUACUGCCAGAAGAUGAUCUCCUGUGAAUUUGUGAAAAGUUUUGAUGUGCUUUCGUUAAGAUGUUGAACAAAGUGUUUUGGAGGCAUGGAAGUACAUUUCUUCGUCUUAUGGUUUUUUUUCUUCGUCGGGUGUGUAAGCCACCAAAUCCAACCUUAUAUUAUUCGAUAACUGUUUUGUUACCUAAAACAUAACACCGUUUUAAAACAUGUCAGCAACUCCUAGUAACUGAUAGCUGGGAUUGAAGACAUUUUUACACAGCACGGGGUUAGUUGUAACACAGGGUUACAGUUAAGCCUCAGGUAUACACUGAUAAUAAAAUAAAAACAAUGUAAAUACUAUUAAUCAAAAUGAAAACUGUUAUUACAAUAGCAGGGAAAAUAACUGACAAUUAUAAUGUUUUUUUUUUGUCUUAAUUGUGCAGCCCUUAAAAAAAUUAUUUAUAUGGAUUGCUGCAAAAUACAAAGAUGGUUU